Messenger RNA from Lactuca virosa, 1512 nucleotides. NCBI's taxonomy places the organism in Eukaryota, Viridiplantae, Streptophyta, Magnoliopsida, Asterales, Asteraceae. The record is from the annotation of a GenBank genome assembly.
AUGUUUAGCGAGCGGUAUCCAUUCGAAUUGGUUCCUAUUCCUUUGCGCGGGAACAAGUUCAUAGUGGGGAUGGACUGGUUGAGCCUCAAUUGGGCGGUGAAUGAUUGUGAGCGCCAGCUGGUACGUGUUCGGACCCCAAGUGGGGGAGAGUUGGUGGUCAAUGGGGAGGGCGCUCAGUGCGGGCCGGUCCUAUGCUCAGCCCCUAGGCCCAGUCGCUAUCUUUAUCAGGGUUAUUCCACUUUUGCCACCUAUGUUAUGGAUACCCGGGAGAAGGGUAAGGCGUUGGUUGAUGAUGUGCCGAUUGUGCGGGAGUACCCGAAUAUGUUUCCGGAGGAUUUUCCUGGGGUGCCUCCGGGGAGGCAGGUGGAGUUCCGGAUUGACUUGGUUCCUGGUGCGGCUCGGAUAGCCAAAGCACCAUAUCGGUUAGCUCCACCAGAGAUGCAGGAGUUGUGUACACAGCUACAGGAGCUAUUAGACAAAGGAUUAAUCCGACCGAGUAGUUCACCAUGGGGUACAUCGAUCUUGUAUGUGAAGAAGAAUGAUGGGUCACAUCGGAUGUAUAUUGACUAUCGAGAGCUGAAUAGGAUAACGGUGAAGAACCAUUAUCCAGUCCCGAGGAUUUAUGACUGGUUUGACCAACUUCAUGGUGCGUCUUGGUUUUCCAAGCUUGAUCUACGUUCUAUUUAUCAUCAGAUGAGGUUCAGAGAGGACGACGUGCAGAAGACGUCCUUCUGUACUCGUUAUGGUCAUUACGAGUUCGUGGUGAUUCCCUUCAGGCUCACUAAUGCUCCAUCUGUGUUCAUGGACCUCAUGAACUGCAUGUGCCUACUGAUGUUGGAUAGGUUUGUGAUUGUAUUCACCGAUGACAUCCUGUUGCGCAAGGUGUGGUUCCUGGGGUACCUUGUCAACCAGAAUGGUAUUUUGGUCGAUCCGACCAAGGUCGAGGCCGUGAGUAGGUGGGAGGUUUCGAGGUCUCCAUCUGAGAUUCGCAGUUUCCUUGGGUUGGCGGGAUAUUACUGGAGGUUUAUUCAGGAUUUCUCCAAGAUAGCGGUUCCCGCAAUCCGACUGACGAAGAAGACUGCCACUUUUCGCUGGGGGCCUGAUCAGCAGGCAACAUUUGAGACCCUGAUACAGAGAUUGUGCAAGGUGUCAAUUCUGGCCCUGCCAGAGGGUGUUGAGGAUUUGGUGGUUUAUUGUGACGCGUCUAUCAAAGGAUUAGGCACGGUCUUGAUGCAUAGGGGUCGUGUUAUUGCAUACGCUUCAAGGCAGCUGAAGCCUCAUGAGGCGAACUAUCCGACGCAUGAUUUGGAGAUGGGGGUUAUGGUUUUUGCCCUCAAGAUUUGGCGACAUUACCUAUAUAGGGAUUAUGAUUGUGAGAUCCUUUACCAUCCGGGGAAGGCCAAUGUGGUGGAUGAUGCUCUUAGCCGCAAGGCGGUUGCGGCUCCGGUCAGGGAUAUUUUUCUGAGGACGACAGUGAUUACUCCGCUUUUGAAGCAGAUUCGAGAGGCAUAG